UCUCUCUCAUCGAGAACAUCUCUCUGUAUAGAAUCAUAAUUGAGACUCAACGGUGUGCAAAUAUCAGGUUUACCGGGACUUCUAUGCCCUCAAAUCAAUUGCCAAGACGUCAAAUCCUACCAAGUGCCGGACUCAUUCGCAUUGCGUACAUCGAUCGACCCGGCAUUGAACAGAAUUGGAAUUUCUAGACUUUCGUUAUCAGAUCUAAUUACUCAUCGUAUGAUAUCCGGAUGCAAGCUCAAGGAUGAGCUCAAGGAUGAUGGUAGAAAUUAUUUCCUCCGGCGCGGCUAGUAGCCUAUUUAUGAUGCUACUGUCGCAAUUGACCACCCGCCAUUGACUAGUUGACAACCCCGGCCGGACCCCGCGGAUUCCUCUGCCGGAUCCACACCCGGCAUUAAAAGAAUAUCGGUGACUGAAUGAGCUUGAUUCUGCAAGUCUUUUUGCUGUCACUUCGUUUCAUGUAGAGGGGCCGUGGACCGGUAACGAAAAUAUUAAAAUAUCUAGAAAUCUCUGCACGAUGAGUCAUUUCUCCUAAUUCCCUAUAUAUAUCGACAUCCGGCACACAUCUACUACUGCGUAAGCACUAGCUGGAUUCGCCAUCUACGAUACAUAGUAGCUUCACGAUCUAUCAAGGAACCAAAAUGGGAAUCGUUAGCGGUAUACGGCAGUUCUUCUCGGGGGCCAAGAGGGAUCCUCAGUCGAAACCUCCUGCUUUCCUCGCUUUCCGUUCCUCGAAGAGUCUGAUAUUGUUGACUGUGGCGUUGGCUAUAUUUACGGACAUCUUCUACUACGCGCUGAUUGUCCCAGUCGUACCAUUUUCGCUCACCAUCCAGGUCGGCAUCCCUCAAGACAAAGUUCAACACUGGACCUCCAUCUUGCUGUCUUGCUACAGCGUUGCCUUAUUCGUCGGCAGCCCCCUCGCCGGAUUAUACGCCGACCACACUACAUCAAGACGAUGGCCAUUACUCAUAGGACUCGUCUCACUAGCCGCGUCAACCGUGAUGUUAUGUUUCGGUCACACUAUCGCUCUCCUAGUUGUGGGCAGGCUGCUGCAGGGUUUUAGCGCGUCUAUCGUCUGGAGCGUUGGUUGUGCGUUGCUAGUCGAUACCAUGAAGGAUGCCAUAGGUGUUGCCUUAGGUUAUCUAGGUGUGGCCAUGAGCGUUGGAAUGCUUAUCGCACCCGUCAUAGGAGGUGUUGUCUACGAAGCAGCGGGAUAUUACGCUGUUUACUAUAUCGCCUUCGGCGUUGUUGCAGUCGACAUUUUGUUACGGCUCAUCAUGAUCGAGAAGAAGGUUGCAAAGCAGUGGAUUCCUGAAGACGAAGACACCGGCGCUCUGGGAACAGGGGUCGUGCAGAGAGACGUCGAGGCUGCCACUUCGCCCAUCGGUGGUCUCACUCGACAAAAGUCCACUGGAGCAAAUAGUAUGCGUAUCGCAGAUCAAGAGUCGGCGCCUAAGAACGACAACAAGCUCGAGAAAGAAAUCGAUGAGAAGCAAGGAGGAGUUGUCUCUAGUACCGAUGAUGACUCGACGACCUCUACCACGAAAUCUCCCAAAGUCCACCCCAUUCGGAUUCUUUUGAGAUCACGGAGAUUAGUCGCCGCGCUAUAUUGUCUUUUCACCCAGUCUGGUAUCAUGAUGGGCUUUGAUGCUACUUUGGCAUUGUUCGUCCAGACCACCUUUCAGUGGAAUUCCACAGCUGCUGGAAUUAUGUUUCUGGCGAUGUUUGUGCCUGCCUUCAUCUCACCCUUUGUGGGCUGGCUUUCCGACAAAUACGGCGCUAAACGACCAUCGUUCUGCGGGUUCUGCAUGUGUAUACCGCUACUCGUAUGCCUCCGCUUCGUCACCCAGAACACUAUACAGCAUAAGAUCCUACUCGGUUUCCUGCUUUGCCCGCUAGGCUUCGCGUUAUCAUUUGCCAAUGUCCCCCUCAUGGCCGAAGUUACCUAUGUAAUCGAGGAUAUAGCCGCAAAGACACCUGGUAUCUUCGGAGAAAAGGGAGUAUAUGGAUUGGGCUACGGGCUUUAUACCAUGGCCUUCGCUCUUGGAGGAACUAUUGGACCUAUAUGGGGCGGUUAUGUUGUCCAAUCUGCGGGAUGGGGCACUAUGACAUGGAGCUUUGCUAUUUGGGCAGCAUCAGGGGCAGUGGUCGUCUUCUUUUGGGUUGGCGUCAAAGUGAACAGGGCGCGAGAAACGGAAGAAACCGGGGUGACAGAAUAAAGGAUUAUGACUUCGCGCGACGAGAACACCGUGAACCAAUAACUUUUCUUAAUAUAUAGAUACGAGGACCGAAC
This is a messenger RNA of Annulohypoxylon maeteangense, 2293 nucleotides long. RefSeq names its product MFS general substrate transporter. Lineage: Eukaryota; Fungi; Ascomycota; Sordariomycetes; Xylariales; Hypoxylaceae. Gene Ontology annotation, biological process: transmembrane transport. The record is from RefSeq and is a predicted model, not a curated record. The transcript has 3 exons. Gene Ontology annotation, molecular function: transmembrane transporter activity. Bases 642 to 2219 code for a protein of 525 amino acids.